This is a messenger RNA of Dicentrarchus labrax (European seabass), 1280 nucleotides long. RefSeq lists its product as uncharacterized. The record is from RefSeq and is a predicted model, not a curated record. Gene Ontology annotation, biological process: response to bacterium. Lineage: Eukaryota; Metazoa; Chordata; Actinopteri; Moronidae. The coding region runs from base 29 to 1054 and encodes 341 amino acids. The transcript has 6 exons.
AAGUCUCCUGACAAGAGACAAUGUUAAGAUGAUCGUGAUCUGUGUUACAAUGCUUCUCUUUCAUCAGGGACAUACCCUGAUUCCAGUGACCACAGCACAACUUGGUGAACCUGCAACCUUCACAUGUGUUUUACCUGAUUAUGAGUCGAACCCAAGACAGUUUCACUGGUACAAGCAGAGUGUUGGAGAUAGUUUAAAAUUAAUCCUAGUACAGCGGAAAGGCAUAAACCCUGUGUAUGGACCAGAGUUUUCUGCCUCUAGACUUGAUCUAAACAUUCAUAAGAAUAUCAGCAAGCUGACCAUUUUGAGGACAAUUCAAGAAGACGAGGGAAUGUAUCACUGUGCACUUGUGGAUUACGCAAAGAUUACUUGGAGUGGGACCUAUUUGUCAAUAACAGGAAACACUCUGAAGACAUCAAACUAUACUGUUGUUCAGUGGCCGACAGUAUCUGAUCCAGUCCAUCCAGAAGACUCGAUGACUCUCCAGUGUUCAGUCCUCUCUGACUCUGACAAUAAAACAUGUCCAGGAGAUCACAGUGUGUUCUGGUUCAGAGCUGGAUCAGAUCAAUCUCAUCCAAAUAUCAUCUACACUGAUGGAAAUAGACACGAUGAAUGUGAAAAGAGAUCCAACACUCAGAAAAGCUGUGUUUAUCGCUUCACUAAGAACAUCAGCUCCUCUGAUGCUGGAACUUAUUACUGUGCUGUGGCCACAUGUGGAGAGAUAUUAUUUGGAAAUGGAACUAAAGUUGAAAUUGAGCAAACAGCAAGUUCUGAAUUUAUUCUGCUGGUGAUAACAAUAGUCUGCUUGGUCAUUUCUGUUGUUGGAAAUAUCGUUUUCAUCUGUUACCGAACUCCAACACCAAUAUGUAAACCACUUAAAGGAGUAGAAGGCACCUCUUCACAAGUAAGGCACGACAACUCAAGCCAAACGACUCUAGACGGAGUUGAUCUGAACUAUGCUGCGUUGCAUUUCACUGGAAGGAAAGCUACAAGAGGAGGGAAGAAUAUAGAGUUAAAGACUGAAGAAAGUGUAUAUUCUCAAGUUAAAUGCUGAUAGUCUGUGUCAAUGCAAACCUUUCGGUUGGAUUGACCACUGAAUAAAUGUAAUAAGUGCCCCUCUCUUAUCUUUGCUGAGCAUAAGCAUACAUUCACAAGUGCCUAUUUGCAAGUAUGUAUAUAAAAUUGCUCUUAUUGUUCCACUAUGUUGACCAUUUCAUCCUGUGUGGUUGUGUAACCCUAUUUCAUUUGUUUUAUUCAAAAUAAAACUGUUUUCAUUGGUU